Pieris macdunnoughi is the source of this 1281-nucleotide messenger RNA. NCBI's taxonomy places the organism in Eukaryota, Metazoa, Arthropoda, Insecta, Lepidoptera, Pieridae. The record is from the annotation of a GenBank genome assembly.
AUGUCAGCUUCUAAAGAAACAAUGAAAAUAUGUCAUACUGUUAUAGCAGCUUCACGGUUCUUUCUUGUAAUAAUAAUAAUUAAUAACAUAAACACCUUAUCGAUUGUUGGCAAAGGAAUUUUGCCAUUGACUAAGAACUCUGUAGCUCUACAGUUCUAUAUUGACAUUGAGAAUAAUAGUCGUUUAAAGUUAUGUAAAGUGCAUGCUUCACAUCAAAAGUGCUGUUUAGCGGGACAGGAGAAAGAUAUUUGUAGAGUUUUGGAUAUCUAUCCACCGUCUGAUGAUAUUAUUAAACCGAGGGAUAGAAGGACUUUUUUGUAUAUUUCCCCAUUAAUCCACCAACAUGAUUUAGAAGGACAUUGUAGUUUCGAAAUACAAUAUCAGUGUAAUACAAAAUUUGAUAAAUUAAAUGUUAAUCUUCCAUUCGACACACGAGUUAAUGAAUGUUCGAAGAAACUCUUUGGUGAUUAUUUACGUAACGAAAAAAUAUCUGCUUGUGAUACAUUAGACCAGGAUUCAUUAGAUUUUUGUUUACCUGUUCAUUGUGAUCUGAAGUAUCUGGGUCAUCGAAUACACUACGAUAAUGAUUAUAAAUGCGUCGAUAUUCCUGUCUGCAUAGGAGAUCUUUAUAAAGAAUUACCAGACAUAGUGUAUGUGCCAGAUUCAAAUUUAUGUAGAAAUCUAGAAAUGCCCAUAACCGUUGAAGAUAUUUAUGCCAUUACAUCUGGAUUAGGCAUCGCGACGCAAACCACAACUGAAGAUAACACUUAUCUCGAAGUAAAAUCAAACUGUUCCACAAUUUCACAAAAUAUUAAUCUAAUAAGAGAUUUAAUGUAUGGAAGGCUGUAUCCUUAUACGAAAGACAAAUUUACUGAUUUUAGUAAAUGUUUUAAAUCAGCAAUACUCACCAUAAUACUUUGCAUAAUAAGUAUAACUGCGCUUUUGUUUUCUUUUAUAUGUUGUGUUAAAACCACAGUAUGGUUGUAUAAAAAAGGAUCCGAAGGGGAAAUAAAAAAACAUUGGCAAUGUGUUAAACGUCGUUUUAAAAGGAAAAAGAAAUGUAAAGAUAAAAGUGUGACCGAUACGGAAGUAAGGAACGCGUUAUUAAAGGACGUGAUUGUAAAAGAUAUUCCCAUGGAGCUCAGGGAUAGUGUAGUAAAUAUAUGCGACAGGAUGGAGAAAGAAGUAAGUAAGAGACAACGUUACAGAAAAGAAGAUAUCGGUAGUCAGAUAAGUUUACUGCAUAGAAGUUCAUCGAUGGAGUCUGAUGGUGAAGAAUAG